CAGUCUCUCCUCGUGUGUCGCUGUUUUGGGCUUGUAGUUGGAUGCUCGGCUGUGUGUUUUUGUGAAUGGAGAGGACAGGCUAGGGUAGGCAGCAUGGACAGGCGUCUCCAUCUCCCUCAAAGACAGAGAUGAGACCGGCUCCAAUUUGAGACGACACUUGGAAUAAAUCUCACAUACACUCGCGCACACCUGAGGAUCUGGACGAUUCCUCAGAGAGGAUGGCACACACAGAUGAGGACCUGAUUGGAAUCCCCUUCCCAAACCACAGCAAUGACGUCCUGUGCAGUCUCAAUGAGCAGCGACGAGACGGGUUGCUCUGUGAUGUCGUCCUAGUCGUCAGAGACCAGGAGUACCGUACCCAUCGCUCCGUUCUGGCCGCCUGCAGCCAGUACUUCAAAAAACUCUUUACCGUAGCAAGCGGUAGCGGCAGGGACUCCAACCAACAUGCCAUCUACGAACUUGACUUUGUGGCUCCGGAAUCGCUGACAGCCAUUUUAGAGUUUGCUUACACGUCGACGCUGACGGUGACGGCUUCAAACGUCAAGGAGAUCCUGAGCACGGCGAGGCUGCUGGAAAUUCCCUGCAUCAUAAACGUUUGCCUAGAAAUCAUGGAUACGGGCGGAGGGGGAGAAGGAGAUGAUGUGGCCGUAGAGGGGGAGAUUGAAGGAGAGGAGUUUGAGGGGGAUGAUGAGGAAGACGAGGACGAAGAGGAAGAAAUGGAAGAGGCAGAAAAUGACUCAAAAGAUGGCGACGACAAUAGCGAGAUAUCUGCACAGGCGAGCGUGUCCAAAAACCAGAAUGGUUGGGAUGAGUGCGCAGCAGCCAGCCCGCCCUGCAGUUCUCAACAGGGACCUGACCAGAACGUCCAUGAACCCCAAACGAACACCCCGGAAGCCCAGAACGCUGAAAAAUCCAGAGGGUCAGAGGGAUUAGAGGGCCGGACACUGAAGGACUUCUCAAUAGAGUCCCUGCUCCAGGAGGGUCUCUACCCGAAAGUGCCAGGCCUCGAGAGAGGAUCUGGCUUCUCACCUCUCCUUCCCGGCUUCUACCCUCCCAUGUGGGCAGCCGAAUUUCCAGGGUACUCUCAGCUUGUGGAGCCACGACAUCGCCCCCAUCCCUUCCCCAGUGGCUCGCUGGAAAAUGGCCCUUUGGACCUCGCCGUCAAGAAAGAAGUUAUCAAGGAAGAGUUGAAAGAUGAGCCCCUAAAUCCUGCCAUUCACAGAGAUUUCUUUAAAGACUUCAUGAGUCCAGGACUAGGCGUGACCUCUGACCCUGCCCUUGGUCAGAUCAAAGAUGGGGCAGACCUCAGGUCCUAUCUGAGUUUUCUUUCUGCCUCCAAUCUGGGAACGCUGUUUCCUCCCUGGCAGCUGGAGGAGGAGAGGAAGAUGAAGCCCAAAGCAUCACAGCAGUGCCCAAUCUGUAACAAGGUCAUUCAAGGAGCGGGAAAGCUACCACGACACAUGAGAACGCACACAGGAGAGAAACCCUACAUGUGUACCAUCUGCGAGGUUCGCUUUACCAGGCAAGACAAGCUGAAAAUUCACAUGCGCAAGCACACCGGCGAGAGGCCCUACAUCUGCCUGCAUUGCAACUCGAAGUUUGUUCACAACUACGACCUGAAGAACCACUUGCGCAUUCACACAGGCGUACGGCCGUACCAGUGCGAGCACUGCUACAAGAGCUUUACGCGCUCCGACCACCUGCACAGACACAUCAAACGGCAAAGCUGCCGCGUCUCGCGCCCGCGACGUGGCCGAAAGCCCUCCGCUUGGCGGUCCACCAACUUCCUCUUUCCUUCAGACCCCAGCGCCCCUCAAGGGGACAGGACCAUGCGGGUUCCGGUCACCAGUACCCCCUUGCUGGCUCAGCUGACUGAAAGACAGCACCCUCCAGGUGGACAGGGGCUGGAGGACGUAGAUGGCAGCAGUAACAGCCGGGAGAGUUUGAUGGACAGGAAGUUCAUCUCAGAGGAUGUGGACAGGAAACGGGGGAUUUUCACUUUCGCCGUGGCAACAGAGGAUGUUCUGCCUCACCCACCCUUCUAUAGUGCCACCUCCGACCCCUGGGCCGUGAGACUGGAGCGAGCCCCACCCAUUCCUGAGGCUGCAAAGUGAUUUUUAGAGCUCUGAUUGGCUCUCGGGUUAUAGGACAGCUAGAAGUUCAUCUGCCUCACCUGAAACAGCUGCUCACGUUGGACAUAACAAUGAAAACUCAUCACAAACUUUCCCAGACAGCAUACACUGACUGUGUAAUAUUAUUCAGAAAAAGGAGACUUAUUUUUUGUUUAAUAAGUCAGCUUCCAAUGGGAUAACAGGGAUUUUGAACACUUUUUUAAUAUUUGUUAAUAUUUUGGAUGUGUGUUUGUUAAAACAGUGUUUAAUAAUUCAACGUUUGCUAACAACAACAAAAACUUAAAGUAUGAUGCGCUCAAAAACUGUUCAGUGCAAUCGUAUGUGAAAUUUUCAUGCGAACAUUUGACAAUCAGGUAUUAAAGUGAAAAAUAGUCCUGCUAAAAUAAGCUCUAAUGUUUGCAUUUCUUACUGAAGAUUACUUAUUAAAAAAAGGAAAUUAUAAACCUACACAUUGUACAUCACUAUGCAAAAUAUAUAAUAUCAAGUGAGUGAUCAUGAAAGAAAAUAACAAUUUGUUAAUCUAAGAAAAAUCUCAGGAUCCGAAAAGUUUGGAUUAAAUUAUCUUGAUUUUUUUAAUACCCAUAUAUAACACAUACAAGCAAGAUGUCAAAUAAACCUGCAACUAAAAAAAUACUCUUGAUUAAAAUCACUUCUGUCUGCAGCAUUGAAAAUAAUUGUACAGAUUAUUUACUCUUUCGAAAUCCUAUUGUGAAACGAUGUAAUUGUUGUAAUUAUAUCUAUACUGAAAUUUGUAAAAUACCCAAAGAUGUGUCAUCUGAGAGCAAACUUGAAAGUCUUUUUAAAAUCACUUUUUCCAACUUUUUGCAAAGCAGGAAGUCUUUCACGUGUAUGACUUGCCAUUUUAAAGUGUCUUAUAGAGGUGCUUGUGUACAGAAAGAUAAAACAGGAAAAAAAUGGUCAUCACUUGGGUAAUUGUAAAUCUGCAUUGUUUGAACUAAAACAAGAAUAUUUUCAUGCUAUUUAUGUAUAUUUAAAAAAGCCUUGGCUAUAUUUUACUAAGAUGUUUUAUAAAGACACUAACACGUUUGUGUUGUGGUUUAUCAGAAAGGGGUUGUGUUUUCAAAAGAGAGAAUGUGUGACAAUGCAGUAUAUACCGUAUCAUAAAUCAUUUCUCUCCAAUUUAAUAUCAUUUAGUCAUCAAAAGGUUGUUAGGAGGAAAAUCACAUAUUUUUUCCUGAAGAACUUUUUAAUUAUAAACAAUUCAAUUUCGAAUACUUUCGAAGCACAAGCAAAAUAUCAGUCCAAACAAAAUGAAAUAGCCAAUGUGUUGUAAAUGUUAAGCUACAUAAAAUUGUCUGAAAAUUGAAGAUAAUUUAUUACAGCACUUGACACGUAUGUUGGUGUGCAAAAUGCAAAGACAUGUUUUAAUGGCCAAUGAAGGUGCUUAAAGAUUUGUGUAUAUAUAUAUACAGUAAAGCCCUUCUAAGGUGGGAAUUUACUUGCACUAUUUGUUUGAUGAUGUUUUACUGAUCAAUAUUGAUUAUGAUGUAUUGAUAUCUAAACUUAAAAGAUGACAGAACGUGUCUAAGAUAUGCACUUUACUCUUUACACAAGAACAAUUUCAGUGAAAGUCAUUUUUAUAAAUGUGUGUGGUAUUUGUAUAUUAGAUUAAUCCCUGAAUCAAAUUAAUUCAAUGACUGGAAUACAAUAAAAAAGAAGCUUUUCUCAAAAAUAUUUUGUUUUUCUGACUAUUUCUUUUUGGGUGGUGGACCCGUUCUUUUAACGCAGAUCUUUACUGCGACCUAAAAUUACUCUGAAAUCAUAGCAUGUGGUAGUUUGUUGUGACACAAGGCGAUAAGGAUUCAACAGACAGGCCUUUCUGGCACGAUGAACCAUCAGUGAGUAAUCUAAACCCACACAUUCUAACUGCGCUUUACUAGCAGCCAAUGUCCUGAGCACUAAAACCUGUGCUGAAUUAUCAAAAAUGUUCAGUAGUACAAACUUUU
Paramisgurnus dabryanus is the source of this 4099-nucleotide messenger RNA. RefSeq names its product zinc finger and BTB domain containing 7C (gene zbtb7c). Gene Ontology annotation, biological process: regulation of transcription by RNA polymerase II. Gene Ontology annotation, molecular function: protein binding; RNA polymerase II cis-regulatory region sequence-specific DNA binding; DNA-binding transcription factor activity, RNA polymerase II-specific. The record is from RefSeq and is a predicted model, not a curated record. Lineage: Eukaryota; Metazoa; Chordata; Actinopteri; Cypriniformes; Cobitidae.